Leucoraja erinaceus (little skate) is the source of this 3104-nucleotide messenger RNA. It is a transcript of the gene dennd6b, whose product is annotated as DENN/MADD domain containing 6B. The record is from RefSeq and is a predicted model, not a curated record. Gene Ontology annotation, molecular function: guanyl-nucleotide exchange factor activity. NCBI's taxonomy places the organism in Eukaryota, Metazoa, Chordata, Chondrichthyes, Rajiformes, Rajidae. The transcript is spliced from 20 exons. The coding region runs from base 58 to 1785 and encodes 575 amino acids. Gene Ontology annotation, cellular component: recycling endosome.
GCCGGGCCGAACUGGGUUGGUGCGCAUGCGCAAGCGCUGGAACGCGGCGCCGUUGUCAUGGAGCUGUGGGAGCCGGAGAGCCGGUGCCGGAGGGUUCAGCAUUACGCGGCCUCCGGCUCCACGCUUCCAUGGGACCGCUUCUCAGCUUGGCUGGAGUGCGUCUGUGUGGUCACAUUCGACUUGGAGCUGGGUCAAGCGAUCGAGCUCGUGUAUCCCCAUGAUGUGCGUCUCACAGAAAAAGAGAAAACCAGCAUCUGCUACUUGUCCUUUCCAGAUUCCUACUCGGGUUGCCUUGGAGACACGCAGUUCAGCUUUCGUAUCCGACAAUCUGUGGGACACAAACUGUCUAUGAAUGGAGAGGAAGAAAAAUACAAUCGAGAUGCCCCAGUUGUUCUUCAGUGGGAUCGAGCACAUUAUUAUGGAUUUGUCUACUUCCGACAAGUCAAGGAUAGCACAAUUAAACGGGGAUAUUUUCAAAAGUCGCUGGUUCUUAUUUCUCGACUUCCUUUUGUGAACCUCUUCUGCUCUCUGCUACAACUUGUUGCACCUGAAUACUUUGAAAAGCUGGAGCCUUGUCUUGAGGCAGUUUGUAAUGAGAUAGACCAGUGGCCAGCACCAGUCCCUGGAAAAACACUUAGCCUUCCUGUCAUGGGAGUGGUCAUUCAGGUAUGGAUUCCAUCCAAAAAUGACAAAAUUGGAACAAGCCCUCUCAAACAACCCAACCAGGAGAAUCUGCUGCCAGCACCAAUGGUCAUUCCUACAGUAAAUGAGCUGGAUUUCUUCAGAUGUUUCCAACAAAUCCUGAUUCACAUCCAAAUGGUUUGGGAGCUGAUGUUACUUGGAGAACCAGUGAUUGUCAUGGCAACAUCUCCCACAGUUUCUUCAGAUACCGUCCUCGCACUCACCAGUUGCAUUGCACCUCUGAAGUACUACUGUGACUAUCGGCCUUAUUUUACCAUCCAUGACAAUGAAUUUAAGGAAUAUACAACACGAACACAGGCACCGCCAAAUGUUGUUCUAGGAGUGACAAAUCCUUUUUUCAUCAAAACCUUCCAGCACUGGCCGCACAUUAUUCGUCUUGGAGAAAUCAAAAUGUCAGGUGAUUUACCCAAACAAAUAAAAGUGAAGAAACUGAUGAAGAUUAGGACUCUGGACACAAAACCAGGUAUCUAUACAUCUUACAGAACUUUUCUACACAAGGACAAAGCACUUAUUAAACGACUUCUAAAGGGUAUUCAAAGAAAGCGCCCAUCAGAAGUACAGAGUGCCAUUGUCCGCCGCCACUUACUGGAGCUGACUCAGAGUUUCAUUAUUCCCCUGGAGAGAUAUGUUGCUAGUCUGAUGCCUCUUCAGAGGACCAUCACGGCUUGGAAGAACCCUCCGCAGAUUCGGCCCUUUAACCAAGAGGAAUUCAUGAAGACGUUGGAGCAUGCAGGGCCACAGCUGACAUCUGUGCUUAAAGGAGAUUGGGUGGGAUUAUACAGACAUUUUAUUAAAUCGCCCAAUUUUGAUGGCUGGUUUCGUAUGAGGCACCAAGAGAUGCGCAAGAAGUUGGAUAUUCUUCACUUUGAGGUGUUAUGUCAGGCAGAUCUACUCAAGUGGAUUCGGGAAAAGUCUGAGGUGGAAAUUGUGGACCUGGUUUUAAAACUUCGUGAAAAAUUGAUAAAAGCAAGAGUCCACCAGCUGCCAGUGAGAGAAGACCUACUGGAGAAGCUGGAGUUAUAUGUGGAAACAGUUAUUAGCUCCUUGCCUCAUGAUCUACAAGUGGUGCUGCAUCGACAUUGAUUUGAACAAACAAGUGAUUUGCAGCACAUCCUUUGAGAGAAAUCUCACCUUCUGUUUUCCAUAUUCCGAGUCAUCCAUUGCACAAAGCUACCUAGUUUGAUACAGUGGUGCCACACAGACAGAUUUAAUUCCAAAUGAUGAACUAAGAUGCCUGUCAAUUUUUAUAAAGAAAUCACCUGAUUAAUGUAAACAGUUUUAAACUCGCAAUGUAGUUUGUUGGCUGCAUUGUAAAAUCUUAUGAUCAAUCAGUUGCAUGAAUGUAAGCUGCAUGGCAUGACUGUACCCUGAUCUUGAUGUAAUCCAAUCUAUUUAAUGUGAGAUUACAGAACUGGCCAAUGUAGCUAAAUUCUUCUAUUUCUCCCCAAUGAGGGGAGUGGAGAGGUUUUGGUUAAAUUGUAUUAAUUCUAUAAUCUUGGCAGAAGAGUUCUUUAAGUGUUAUUGAUUGGUACUUUAAUUUUAAUAUAAUAGGAAAGCUCUGAAGAAAUGCAGAAAGUUGAAAUAACUGGUUUGCCUUAAGAAUGUGACAUAAGAACUGAGAAGAAAGUAGAGCAGUUGGAUAGGAUAACUGCAGCUGAAGUAGAUCCCUUCACCCUUUCUGCAACAGCAAGAAUGUUUUGAACUAUUUAUUUUGCUCACUUACCUGUAAUUUAUCCUUGACUGUCCUUUGAUUGGAAAUGUACUGUAAGUAGUGUAACUGGACGAAAUAAGUCAUAAGACAGUAUUAAUGGAUUAAAUGAGCUGGAAAAAACAUUGUUGGUGUAGGAGGAUGUGAAGUCAUCCAUAUUAGAUGUAAUAUAGUUAAAUAAACUUCUAGAUUUUGAGAAAGUAGUUAUUUUCAAACCACAAAAUUCAUAAAUCCUUGUACAUAAAUAAUUCAAACCCAAUGGACAGGGCCCAAUGGAAGACAAUGUUCUAAAUUGACCACUUUUCAUUUUAAACACUCUUGCGACAACGUACCAGAGAACUACAAAUGGUGUGCUUCUAUUCAAAUACAGUAGAAGAGAUAAAGGAUAUUUUAGGCUAACACUUUCAGUGAAUUAUGUACAUACUCUCCAUUCAACAGCACUCCCCAGGGUCUUCCCAUUCGUUGUGUAUCCCUUGCCUGAUUUAACUUCACAAUAUGCAUCACUACUUGUCAGAGUUAAAAUCCAUUUAUCAUCCUACCUUGCCUUUCCAAAUGCAAAUAAAUUCCAUUCCACAGAUAUGGCAGAAUAAUUUGAAUAGAAUAAUUUGAGUUUACUCACACAAAGAAUCCAGAAACUGCUUAAACAAUCUACCACAGACCAGUAAUACAAUUAUUCGAUUUCAAUGCAAGGGAC